This is a messenger RNA of Papilio xuthus (Asian swallowtail), 1652 nucleotides long. RefSeq names its product putative inorganic phosphate cotransporter. The record is from RefSeq and is a predicted model, not a curated record. Gene Ontology annotation, cellular component: membrane. Gene Ontology annotation, molecular function: transmembrane transporter activity. NCBI's taxonomy places the organism in Eukaryota, Metazoa, Arthropoda, Insecta, Lepidoptera, Papilionidae. The transcript is spliced from 11 exons. The coding region runs from base 70 to 1614 and encodes 514 amino acids. Gene Ontology annotation, biological process: monoatomic anion transport; transmembrane transport.
UUCAUUUUAGUAAUGGCUCCGUUGAGCGUGUGAAAAAUUAUAACAUUUAAUAAUUAAGUAUUAAGAAUCAUGACAGAGAAAGAUUAUAAGAAAGUUCCAGUUGACGAUAAGGCUGUACAUCAAGAGGCAGUGUUGCAGUACGGCUAUGGGUACCGACACGUGCAGGCGCUGCUCAUGGUGCUGAGCCUGGGCGUGGGCUACAUGGCGCGCGCGCACCUCGGCGUCACCAUCGUAGCAAUGACCAGCACGAAAGCCCGCCACAGUGAGGCACUGGAAACUAUUGCUAAUAGUACUUUACGUUUUGACAAUACAACAACACUUGUACAAAAUGCAUCGUACAAUUUGUCACAAGAUGAAGGGACAAUGGUUAAAGUAUAUGAUUGGCCCAAGUCGACCCAAGAGAUGGUGCUGGGAGCGUUCUUCCUGGGUUACGGCACCAUGAUGUUCCCCACGGGGCUGGUCUGCCAGCGCUGGGGCGGCAAGCUGCCCCUGCAGGUGGCGCUGCUUGUCAACGGUAUUGUGUCCAUAUUCACACCUUGGCUGACACUGUGGGGGGGCUGGCGGGCGCUGGCAGGGUGCCGCGUGGCGCAGGGGCUCGCGCAGGCGGGAUACUACCCCGCGCUGCACUCGCUGCUGGCGCGCUGGGUGCCGCUCAGCGAGCGCGGCAGCCUCAGCAGUUACGUCUACACCGGCAGCGUGCUGGGUACCGUGGUGGCGUUCCAGGUGGGCGGCGUGCUGGGCGCCAGCAGCUGGGGCUGGCCCGCCACUUUCUGGCUGGCCGGCACCCUCUGUCUCCUUGUCUUCGCACUCCUCACUGUAUUCGGAGCCGCCUCGCCCGCGGACCACAAGAACUCUUCGAAGACGAAAAGAACUUCAUUCUUGGACGGAUCGAUGAUGGUGUCAAGAGGGCUGUUGAAGGCGCGAAUGCCGUGGCGAGCGGUGCUGACGUCUCGCCAUACGUGGGCUGCGUUCGCGGCGCACGUGGGAAGCGGCGUCACGUUCGUCUUCUUCUUCACACAAGUGCCCACGUACAUGCAUGCCGUGCUCAGGGUCGACAUCAAAAGUAGCGGGCUGCUGUCCUCGUUGCCGUACAUCGCCUCGUUCUUCUCAACGGUGCUGGGCGGAUACUUCUCAGACUUCCUCACCAACAGAAAUAUCCUUUCCAUUAAGAAUGCCAGGAUUAUUUGUAAUUCAAUAGGGUCGGUAGUGCCAGCGGCGGCGACCGCGGCGGUGUCUUUCACUGGCAGCGUGCCGCUGGCUGUCGGCUGCUUCGUGCUGUCGCUUGCCACACAGGGCCUCGUGCACACCGGCUGGAUGGUGAACUACAUGGACUUGGCGCCAAACUUCAGCGGCGGCCUGAUGGCCAUCGGUAACACAUUCACAAACGUAUUCACCGUCCUGAUGCCGCUCCUCGUCUCCGCGCUCGUCACUGACGUCACGAAUGUAUAUCAAUGGAGGAUUUUGAUGUUUAUAAUGGUUGGAUUGAUUUUCUUUACAAAUUUGUUCUUUGUAAUGUUCAUGAGCGCCGAUACUCAACACUGGAACGAUAACGUCGAAGAAAAACAAGAUGAUCCUCUAAAUAAUUCAAAACAGAUAGAAGUAACCAAAUGUUAAAGUUCAUGAAAUUCCGUUAAUAAAAGAAUCUAAUCUGA